This is a messenger RNA of Aplysia californica (California sea hare), 990 nucleotides long. RefSeq names its product putative epidermal cell surface receptor. Gene Ontology annotation, molecular function: protein binding. Lineage: Eukaryota; Metazoa; Mollusca; Gastropoda; Aplysiida; Aplysiidae. The record is from RefSeq and is a predicted model, not a curated record.
AAAUCGAUGAACCAAUCGCCAGAUGCCCUCAGUACUACAACCUGCCCACGGAGACGUGCCAGUAUGUGGAGGACCCCAGCGACCCCUGCUGUAAGAUCCCCAUCUGCCACGCCCCUGACGACACCACGCAGAACCCCUUACAACCUGUGCAGUUGCCCAGCGGGGGAUUCGAGGUGACCGCCGCCCCAGGAACCAACUUCUGUGUUUACAACAGCAAGAAUUAUAAGCAAGACGAGGUCUGGUACAUGGACUGUGACUUCAAGUGUACCUGUAUCGACCAGCUCAUGGGUAAACAAAACUGCCAACCCAGAUGUCCGCGCUUCGACGAGAGCCAACUGCCGCCCAUCUGCCACAUGGUGACGGACCCGGCGGACACCUGCUGCCAGAAGCCCCAGUGCUCCUUCGACUUCACCGCCGGCACCAUAGGCGGCACGCUGGAGAAGCCAAAGGUCCCGCCGAUCUACCAGAACAUUAACCCCCACAACUUCGACCCCAGCUCUGUCCGUGACUUUCUCUGUCCUUUCAUUGCCCAGUUACCUGGAGAUAUUGACCCAGUUCUGAUCCCGACUCUGGCCCCUGGAGUGAUAGUAGGCGGCCCUGACCGGGCCCCUCCCACCGCCGGCCCUGAUGGGGUCGUGCCUUCACCCCCGCCCAUCAACAAGUGUGUCUACAAAGGCUCGACUUACCGUCAGGGCGACACCUGGUUUGACGGCUGUGACAAAAAGUGUGAAUGUAAUAACGCACGAGAUGGAAAGUACAAAUGUACCGACAGAUGCCCUCGCUACCCUGAGGUUCUCCCCAAGCAGUGCAAACUCUUCAGCAUCCCUGGCGAACCUUGCUGUAAGGAACUGGACUGUAGCCUUGACCCCAACCCUGUGACCUUGGCGGCUCCUACCGUGUCCGAUCAGACGACAGUUAAACCAACCUUGGCUCCCAAUGUACCCACCAUAGCGAGCGGCGUGCCUCUCAUCCCAGUCACCGUGGCGCCAG